CGCGGCGCGGCGCGGCCUGGCCUCCGGGAUGGAGGAGGCCGGAGCGGCGGUGGCCGCGACCGGAGAGGCCGAGCUGAACUGGUCCCGCCUCAGCGUGUCGACCGAGACGCUGGAGUCGGAGCUGGAGGCGCGCGGCGAGGAGCGGCGCGGCUCCCGGGAGGCGCUGCUGCGGCUGCUGCUGCCUCACAACCGUCUGGCGUCGCUGCCGCGGGCCCUGGGCAGCGGCUUCCCGUACCUGCAGCUGCUGGACGUGAGCGGCAACGCGCUGACGGCGCUCGGGCCCGAGCUGCUGGCGCUGAGCGGCCUGCGCACGCUGCUGGCCCGCAACAACCGGCUCGGCGGGCCCGGCGCGCUGCCCAAGGGCCUGGCGCGGUCGCCGCUCUGCCGCAGCCUCCAGGUGCUCAACCUCAGCGGCAACUGCUUCCAGGAGCUGCCGCCCGAGCUGCUGGAGCUGCGCGCGCUGCACACCCUCAGCCUGGGCGGCAACCAGCUGCAGAGCAUCCCGGCCGACAUCGAGAACUUGCAGAGUUUAGAGUGUUUGUAUCUUGGAGGAAAUUUCAUCAAAGAAAUCCCACCAGAAUUAGCAAAUCUGCCUUCUCUGAACUACUUAGUAUUAUGUGACAACAAAAUCCAAAGUGUGCCUCCUCAGCUUUCACAGUUGCAUUCCCUUCGUUCCCUCAGUCUUCACAAUAACUUGCUGACAUACCUGCCUCGAGAGAUCCUCAACCUUAUUCAUUUGGAAGAGCUGAGUUUACGAGGAAAUCCAUUGGUUGUUCGUUUUGUUAGGGAUUUAACCUAUGACCCUCCCACUCUCCUGGAAUUGGCUGCACGAACCAUUAAGAUCCGCAAUAUUUCUUAUACUCCCUGUGAUCUUCCUGAGAAUCUUCUUAGAUACUUGAGUUCAGCCAGCAAUUGCCCAAACCCAAAAUGUGGAGGAGUCUACUUUGACUGCUGUGUCAGACAGAUUAAGUUUGUGGACUUCUGUGGGAAGUACCGCCUCCCACUCAUGCACUACUUGUGCUCUCCUGAGUGCUCCUCCCCCUGCAGCUCUGCCUCGCACAGCUCCACAUCCCAGAGUGAGUCUGACUCCGAGGACGAAGCCAGCGUUGCUGCACACAGAAUGCAGAAAGUUCUUCUUGGUUGAGCACAGGCAUGGGGCCUGUGAAAUAAUAAAAAGCUGAGCAGAGAAACAGCUUGAAAAAACUUUGUUGUCCUCAUCAAGAAGAGUACAUGAAAGAAGAGUUUAUAUUCCAUCUGCCUGUCCAGCUAGAAUGAGUCCAGUUCCAUGUUUAGAUAGACUUCACUCUGAAUGACAGUUUGCAGUGUUCACAGCAGGAUGGUACAUGCUGAAGAGCAGCCUGGGACCAGCUGCUGCUGCUGAGAUGAGGAAAGUGAGCAAUCAUCAAGGCUUUGGCAGUGGGUUGAACACUAACUAGACCACAGAAGGAGCCUUCUCCUUAUAUUACUCAUUUCUACAUGACAGACCCAUUCAAAUGAACCCACAGGUAGUUACAUAGGACUUAAGCCUUUCUGACCAAAUAACUGCUAAAGAAUAUAACUUUUAAGUGGGAUAUUGAAACUUUUCUUUUGCUUUGUUCUAUAUGAUGAUGAUUAUUAAUCUAUAUAGUCUAGCAAUGACUGUUAAAGUGCCUUAAUCAUUCCAAUGACAUGGAAUUUUAUGCAAGAAAUAAUGCCAGAGAAACCUAAAACCUGACAUACAGAACCCUUAAAAAAUGCUUUAACAACUCAGUGAAUCACACCGAGCCCACCGCCAUUUUAACUUCUUUUUUGGUUUCAACAUAGCAGUGAUCCCUCUUCAAAAAAAAAAAAAAUUUCUUAAAUUAUCUUUAAGUACUUGUACAAAGGGAUUUCAAUUCAACAUGUCAGUUUAUGAGUACAGAGCAGCAGUGAACCUGCUUGAACCAGUCACUUUAUACUUAAUGGGAGACCACAAUCUUACUCAAUCUGUUUAUCAUAAGACAGAAUAAUAUAUUUUGACAGAAAAUUGUAGAGGACAAGCUAAUUUGUGAGUGGGGGAAAGGUUAGAAUUUGUAGCAGCCAAAUAUGACCCCCUUGCCUAUGCUAUUAUUCUAAACUGUACCUUUGAAAUAUUUCCAAGAAAAACGAGUAUGGUUAGAUAAACAUGACAAGAAGGCCAAAGUUGAAAGAUUCUAAAACUGGUUUAACAAUAGAACACUUGCAAAGUACUGAUAAAUAGCAAAAAUAAAGAAAUACUGUUUAUUAUACCUUUAAAGUGUAGGAGGAAAAUAGCUCCGCAAAUUAUUGCCAUUAGAAAUUACUGAACUUUGAUUAGCUAGUUUAAUGUGCAAUAGAAUUGAACCGUAGUACAACUGUUAGUUCAUGUAAAGAACACAAUGCAUGUAAAAUGAUUAGACUAGAACCUAUAAUGGCAUAAAUGUACAGGUCCGAUUGCAUUAGAAUGCCAAGUGACCUCUUAUAGGCACAAUUAAGUUUCUGUAUAUAUUAUUUUUAUUGUAGAAUAUCAUAGAGGUAAUUCAGGGUUUGUGUGUGUUUGUAUGUUCAUUCAUGAAACAUGAGAGUUUCAUGACUGCAGUUGUGAGACGCUGCUAUAGUGAGUCCCCUUACCUUCUCCUUGUUAAAGUGUAGUAAGAUUUUUUUUUUAUUAUUUAGAAAUGUUCUGCCUAUAUCUAUAGAAGUAAUGAUUAUAUUGUAUAUUGUAAACAACAAGUAACAGAGUCUUUGCUUACAUCUUCCACUGAGCCACACACAGCAGGCUGCAGACUGAAAUCAUAAAAGGUAAAGGUUGCUUAAGCAGUGCCUACAUCAAACCUAAAAUGCUUAUGUAAAUCACUCAGAUUGAUAACACCAAGUUUUUCUGGCUUAAAUGCUUCUAAAUAACAUUUUUUUUCUGUGCUACUGGGAUUUGACUGAGGACCUCAUGCUUACUUGCUUGUUGCUUAGCUGGUUAAACAAUGCUACCAAUCUGGCUUUUUGCUGAUUAAUUGGAGGUGGAGUCUUGCAGACCUUUUCCUGCCUGUUCUGGCUUCAAACU
Molecule: messenger RNA, 3034 nt
Organism: Dipodomys ordii (Ord's kangaroo rat)
Lineage: Eukaryota; Metazoa; Chordata; Mammalia; Rodentia; Heteromyidae
Gene: Lrrc58
Product: leucine rich repeat containing 58
Exons: 4
Coding region: 29-1144 (371 amino acids)
Molecular function (GO): protein binding
Source: RefSeq, a predicted model, not a curated record